UCACAAGUUUUAGGGCGGUGUUCGCAUUUUGUUUUCAUUAAUUUGAUGCUCAAGAAUUGUUAAUUAAAGUUAUAUUAAGACGCAACUCAGAAUGCAAACAAUGGAGAAAUGUGUAUUAGCCGUUGCAGUGCUAUGCUUUCUGCUGCACACAGCUUCGGCCAUCAAGUGCUGGGAAUGUCGCUCCGAUAGCGAUCCCAAGUGUGGAGAUCCCUUUGAUAACAGCACGUUAGCGAUUACGGAUUGCCACCAGGCCAGCGAACUAGAGCAUCUGAAGGGUGUCCGGCCCACAAUGUGUCGCAAGAUCCGCCAAAAGGUGCACGGGGAGUGGCGUUACUUCCGCAGCUGCGCCUACAUGGGCGAGCCGGGCAUCGAGGGCGACGAGCGCUUCUGCUUGAUGCGCACCGGCAGCUACAACAUCUUCAUGGAGUACUGCACCUGCAACAGCAAGGAUGGCUGCAACGGCGCCGGCCUACAAAGGAGUAGCCUGCUCAACGUCCUCCUUGGCACCUUUGCUGUCAGCCUUGUGGCGCACUUUCUGCGGCAAUAGAUGCGCCGUCGCCUUUAGCGAAUGACAACUGUACUCGAAUACUGUUUGUGUAAUUUUUAAAUGUGCCUUCGAACUCGAACUAAACUUAACAUAUGAAACGCA
Messenger RNA from Drosophila navojoa, 649 nucleotides. RefSeq names its product crooked (gene crok). The record is from RefSeq and is a predicted model, not a curated record. NCBI's taxonomy places the organism in Eukaryota, Metazoa, Arthropoda, Insecta, Diptera, Drosophilidae. Gene Ontology annotation, biological process: positive regulation of voltage-gated potassium channel activity; sleep; regulation of synaptic transmission, cholinergic.